UUCCCGGGCAGUGACGCAGACGCUCGCUUUGCUGCUGUCUCUCCUGCUGGAGGUCGUUGGAGUCAUACAGCGCUGCCGCACUAGCUUCGGAUUCUCCCGCCUGUCACCAUCAUGUUCUCUCGUAUUGCCGGACCCUCAGCCCGCGGGCUCAUCCGAGGCCUUUCCACCAGCGCGCAGAACAAUGCCAGGGUGGCUGUGCUUGGAGCUUCUGGAGGAAUUGGACAGCCCCUCUCCCUCCUGUUAAAGAACAGCCCAUUGAUCAGUAACCUGACUUUGUAUGAUAUUGCCCACACACCAGGCGUAGCUGCAGAUCUGAGCCACAUUGAAACCAGAGCCAAAGUUACAGGUUACCUAGGACCUGAUCAGCUGCCAGAGAGUCUGAAAGGUGCUGAGGUUGUAGUCAUCCCUGCUGGCGUACCUAGAAAACCUGGUAUGACUCGUGAUGACUUGUUCAACACAAAUGCCUCCAUUGUGGCCACCCUCACUGAAGCCUGUGCAAAGUAUUGCCCACAAGCCAUGAUCUGUAUCAUUGCCAACCCGGUAAAUUCAACAAUUCCUAUUACUAGUGAAGUGUUUAAGAAACAUGGCGUCUACAACCCCAACCGCAUUUUCGGUGUUACUACCCUGGACAUCGUACGAGCCAACACUUUUGUUGCGGAACUGAAGGGCCUGGACCCCGCACGCGUGAAUGUCCCUGUGGUUGGUGGCCAUGCUGGUAAAACAAUUGUCCCGCUCAUCUCCCAGAGCACCCCAAAAGUAGAGUUCCCCCAAGAACAACUGGAAGUUCUUAUUGGCAGAAUUCAAGAGGCUGGAACUGAAGUUGUAAAAGCCAAAGCUGGAUCAGGUUCUGCCACACUGUCCAUGGCCUAUGCUGGUGCACGCUUUGUUUUCUCUCUCUUGGAUGCUAUGAAUGGAAAGGAGGGCGUUAUUGAGUGCUCUUUUGUCAGGUCUGAAGAAACAGAGAGCCCCUACUUUUCCACCCCUCUCCUGCUUGGGAAAAACGGUAUUGAGAAGAAUUUGGGCUUGGGCAAGCUGACUCCUUUUGAGGAAAAACUGGUUUCUGAGUCUAUGGCAGAACUGAAGGCUUCAAUUAAGAAGGGUGAAGACUUUAUCAAGGCCCAGAAGUGAGCAGAAUUACACCCUGAUGAGAAGACGGCUUCCUUAAUUUAUUGAAGCAUUGUGACACUUUAUGAAAGUCAGACUGUGGUCAUGCUGUGAAGAUUCACGUCCUCUGGAGAGGAGCGGUGUCAUGUAGACAGCUGGAUGUUCUCCAGCUUGUGGAAGUGGUCCUCGCAGCAUACAUCACAGCGAACAGAAAAAAGCACUUCUAUCAAAGACCAUUUAAAAUGUAUUUGAAAAUUAAACAUCAUAUUUUCUUUGUAA
Molecule: messenger RNA, 1383 nt
Organism: Spea bombifrons (plains spadefoot toad)
Lineage: Eukaryota; Metazoa; Chordata; Amphibia; Anura; Pelobatidae
Gene: MDH2
Product: malate dehydrogenase 2
Exons: 9
Coding region: 112-1128 (338 amino acids)
Biological process (GO): tricarboxylic acid cycle; malate metabolic process
Cellular component (GO): mitochondrion; cytoplasm
Molecular function (GO): L-malate dehydrogenase (NAD+) activity
Source: RefSeq, a predicted model, not a curated record